This is a messenger RNA of Vanrija pseudolonga, 759 nucleotides long. RefSeq lists its product as uncharacterized. Bases 1 to 759 code for a protein of 252 amino acids. The record is from RefSeq and is a predicted model, not a curated record. The transcript is spliced from 2 exons. Lineage: Eukaryota; Fungi; Basidiomycota; Tremellomycetes; Trichosporonales; Trichosporonaceae.
AUGCGCCUCGCACCCCUCCUCGCUGCCGCGGUGCUCGCCCUUGCCGGCUCGAGCGCGGCGCAGCAGGCCAUGACGAGCGGCAGUGGACUUGGCGCCACGCCGACGACUGCGCUGCCGUACAAUAAUGCAACGACUGCGCUCCCACCAUCGUCGAGCGGAAUACCAGUGGCCCCGUCCCCCACCGGCACCAUGUCACCCGACGACUCAGCCACGCUCGACGCAGCCCGCACACAUACCAACGACCUCCGCAUGGGCUUCAUCGCAGCCACGAGCGUCAUGACUGCGCUGUGCCUGCUGCUCGGCGUGCCCUUCGCGGUGUGGUUCCACCGUGCCGUCGAGCGCGAGGUCGGCGGCGGCCGCGGGCACGGAGGUGCAGCCGGCGCCCAGCUGCCUUCGUACGUCGAGGAAGAGCUGCCAAAGUACGAGGUGUCGAGCCCGCGCUCCUCGGUACAGGCUGCGCCGAGCCCUCCCCCAGCGCGCAGAGGCAAGAUCGUCACGGUAGCGUCGUUGUUGUUCGCGCGCCUCCCGUCCGCCGCGGCGCAGGCAACGGCAACGACGGACGCACCGGCGACGCCCUCGUCCCUCUCCGCCGUGCUCAGCGCCGAGAGUAACAAGCAGGCGCUGUACGCCAUGGGCAUCGUGCUCGGCGUGAUUGGCCCGCCGCUCAUCGUGGGCUUCUUUGUUCUCGUAAGUGCCAUCUGGCUCGUUUCGUUUCGGUGGUCUGGUGUGGUCACGGGGUGGAAUGGGGUGGCUGGUUGA